This is a messenger RNA of Spea bombifrons (plains spadefoot toad), 967 nucleotides long. RefSeq names its product transmembrane p24 trafficking protein 5 (gene TMED5). Gene Ontology annotation, cellular component: Golgi apparatus; endoplasmic reticulum-Golgi intermediate compartment; COPII-coated ER to Golgi transport vesicle. Gene Ontology annotation, biological process: Golgi organization; intracellular protein transport; endoplasmic reticulum to Golgi vesicle-mediated transport. NCBI's taxonomy places the organism in Eukaryota, Metazoa, Chordata, Amphibia, Anura, Pelobatidae. The transcript has 4 exons. The record is from RefSeq and is a predicted model, not a curated record. The coding region runs from base 222 to 893 and encodes 223 amino acids.
GCGGGUCGGCAAUGUACCGAUCAUCGCUGCAGAAACCGUAUUGAAUGAAAGCCCGUUAUAAUAUGACCGCUGUUGCUCACGCACUAGGAGUGGUGUGUGAGAUUUCUGAUUGGCUGAACCGUUUCUUCCGGACACACCCCACUUUUGGAGGAGAAGUUGCCUCCCAUGCUUUUUUGGUGCCCCUGACUAACCCGGGACAAAUCCCAUUAGCGGACUAAAAUAUGGGCACAAAAAUCGUGGGCUUCCUGAUCUUUACAUAUUACAUGAUACAGGGCAGUCAGGGGUUCUCCCAGUCUGUAGACAGCGAUUUUACCUUCACCCUCCCAGCGGGACAGAAGGAAUGCUUUUACCAGCCCAUGAAGAAAGAUGCAACACUGGAGAUAGAGUAUCAGGUUUUGGAUGGUUCAAGCCUUGAUGUUGACUUCACAUUGUUAUCGCCAUUUGGAGAUGUUCUCAUCUCUGAGGAACGUCAAUCAGAUGGUGUCCACACGGUGGAGACGGUGGAUGGAGAUUACCAGUUCUGCUUUGACAAUACUUUCAGUCACAUGUAUGAGAAGGUGAUAUUCUUUGAAUUGAUCUUGGAUCACAUGGGUGAUGAGGGAAAUGAACAAGAGGACUGGAAGAAUUACAUUAUAGGCACCGAUAUGUUGGAUAUGAAGCUGGAGGACAUAUUGGAAACUAUUAACAGCGUGAAAGGAAGGUUGAGCAAAAGUCUUCAGAUUCAGACACUUCUGAAAGCCUUUGAGGCACGCGAUCGGAACAUCCAAGAGAGCAACUAUGACCGCGUUAACUUUUGGUCUACCUUCAACUUGGUGGUAAUGGUCGUCGUGUCGGUUAUUCAAGUAUUCAUGCUACGGAGUCUCUUUGAGGACAAAAGGAAAAGCAGACCAUGAUCAUCUGUGGGACAAUAACCCAACUUUCAGAAGAAAAAAAAUAACUGUGAAUUGAAUAAAGGAUUUUGGUUACA